Ciona intestinalis (vase tunicate) is the source of this 2055-nucleotide messenger RNA. NCBI's taxonomy places the organism in Eukaryota, Metazoa, Chordata, Ascidiacea, Phlebobranchia, Cionidae. The record is from RefSeq.
GUUUGGUCAAUUCUUACCAGGGUAGUUUUUCGUUUAACGAAUAUUCCUUGGUUUAAAAUGAAAACUCGCGGCAAAUCCGACAAUUCAAACGCGGGGUCCGAUUCAAAAAGCAGGGAUAUAAACGAGGAGGUGAAAACGAAAACAAAAUGUGUCACGCCGAAGAAAUCGAAUCCUCUCGGGAUGACGGAGCAUGAGAUGUUGUUGGCGCUCGAUGAAACUGGUGGGAGGCUACGUAAACGGAAGUUCGCUCAGUCGUACCACGUCGAUAUGAAACAAUGUCCGGUGUCAGGGUGCGACUCACGAGGACACCUAAUGGGAAGAUUUGAGCGUCAUUUUACGCUUGCUGCUUGCCCCAUAUAUCACAACCUGACCCCGGAAAGAUGUAGAGCAAACCAUGAAGCCAACGAAAGGUUGAGGAAGGAUCAAGCAGAGGAUGCUGGGAGGGAUCAAGUCAUCGUUCAUCACAACACAAGGAACCAAACAGAAGUAGAAGCAACUCCAAGCCAAGCUAAGUAUCGGAAGAGAGUCCAGAGAAGCAGGGAGCAACAUUCAUCCUCUGAGCAUCGGAAGAGCGAUCCAGAGCAUCAAGCAGAGCAUGGAGUGAAGGAACCUCUUCUUAACCAUGUCGCUUCCGAAUACGACCUCAACUUGUUCCGGCAGGCACAAGCACUGGCAUCCGAAGGGUUGGAGCACGAACUGGAACGUUUGCAUGAAUCGGGUUUGUUGUCGCAAGAUGGUUCGAACCCGGAUCGAAGAAUCAAAGUUAUUGAGAUCGGUCGUUACGAGAUGGAUACUUGGUAUUCCUCGCCCUACCCUGAGGAAUAUGUUCAACUUCCUAAGUUGUAUAUUUGUGAAUUCUGCUUGAAAUAUAUGAAGAGUUCAACCAUUCUGAGAAGGCAUAUGGCUAAGUGUGUAUGGAGACAUCCCCCAGGGGACGAGAUUUAUAGAAAAGGAACGAUUUCUGUGUUUGAGGUUGACGGUAAGAAGAAUAAGAUAUACAGCCAGAACUUAUGCCUGCUGGCAAAGUUAUUCCUUGACCAUAAAACACUUUAUUAUGACGUCGAACCGUUUCUAUUCUAUGUGAUGACGGAGGCUGAUUUGACGGGCUGUCACAUGGUGGGGUAUUUCUCAAAGGAGAAAAAUUCUUUCCUGAAUUACAACGUGUCGUGUAUUUUAACCAUGCCACAACACAUGAGGAAAGGGUAUGGAAAAAUGAUGAUAGACUUCAGUUAUUUACUCUCAAGAAAAGAAGGAAAAACUGGAUCUCCAGAACGACCGUUGUCGGACCUUGGACUUCUGUCUUAUAGAAGUUAUUGGACAGAUAUUAUUAUUAGUUAUUUAUCAAAGCUGGAUGCGGCUGCUGACUUGGUGAUUCGAGAUAUCAGCCAAGAAACCGCAGUCCACCCCGCUGACAUAGUAAGCACUUUACAAGCCCUGCAGAUGCUUAAGUAUUGGAAGGGAAAACAUAUCAUAUUAAAGAAGCAGGAUAUCAUUGAAGAUUGGUUGAGAAAACAAACGAAGAAGCCGGCCGAGUUUUCGUCUCGUGCGAUUGAUUCAAAAUGUUUGAAAUGGUCUCCUACACGCCAGAAAGAAUAACAAAAAUCGCAAAAUUGACUGUUUUUGGGUUAAAUCCUUUUCAAAGUUAGUUUAAUUUUAUGAUAAAUAUUUUUAUACAAGUUGCAUGAUCAUCAUGACAAAAUGUUUUUAUUUCAAAUUAAUAAAUUACAAGUUGUAUAACAACUUUUUGUAUGGGUAAGGUCCAACAAUGUGACAUGCCAUGGGACCUAAGAUUUAGGCCAGGGUUGGCCCAUUACCCAAUACGUAAAACAACUUGCCUAUAUAUAUUAUGGGCAAAUUUUGUAGUUUUUAGUCAUAGGUGGUUGGUGUUACACAUUUGUGCAUGCUUACCAUAUAAGGUGUUGCAUCAUCAUAAUUAUAAUUGUUUGUUUACAAUAUUCAUUGUUUGGUAACAAAGUUUAUUUUUGUUCACACGUUUUCCCCAACUUUGCCAGUUUUAUAAAUUGUUUUAUUGAAACAUGGAUUGUUUAUAUUUAA